Chionomys nivalis (European snow vole) is the source of this 3935-nucleotide messenger RNA. It is a transcript of the gene Nrg4, whose product is annotated as neuregulin 4. Gene Ontology annotation, molecular function: chemorepellent activity. The record is from RefSeq and is a predicted model, not a curated record. Bases 259 to 603 code for a protein of 114 amino acids. Gene Ontology annotation, biological process: animal organ development; nervous system development; intracellular signal transduction. Lineage: Eukaryota; Metazoa; Chordata; Mammalia; Rodentia; Cricetidae. The transcript is spliced from 10 exons.
GUCACUGCUGCCGAAGUGCUCAGUAUUCAAAAACUUGUGAAACGCUGCAUGUCUAGCAAAAUUUACUUUUGUAUGGGAAUAUAAAUUUUUGCUGAGAGAUUGGUCAGGCGAAGACUUUGAUAUUGCACCUGUUCUUGUCUGAAGCAGUGGAUUAAGCGUUCACUGCUGUAUCUGUACUAAGUCAGGAACCUGCAGUCACGAUGUGCUGUCUUUCAACCCUAAUCCUUUCACCAAGAAUGAAGCUAUUUAAAAAUUAAGAUGCCAACAGAUCACGAGGAGCCCUGUGGCCCCAGUCUCAGGUCAUUUUGCCUGAAUGGGGGGAUAUGUUAUGUGAUUCCUACUAUUCCCAGCCCAUUCUGUAGGUGCAUUGAGAAUUACACAGGAGCUCGCUGCGAAGAGAUUUUUCUCCCAAGCGCCAGCAUCCAAAGCAGAAGUAACCUGUCGGCAACAUUGGUGGCCCUGGCGAUCCUAGUCACGCUCGCCAUCGCAGCGCUCUGCCUUCUGUGCAGGAAGGGCCACUUUCAGAGGGCCAGUUCAGUCCAGUGUGAGAUCAGCCUGGUGGAGAGAAACACCGGCGCCCACCACAGUCACAGAGAUCACUGAAGGCACGCCCAGUGAAGGGCACUAUUGCGGUCACCUUACACAGGCAGAAAGUAAACUGCACGGUGAGAGAAGGUCACCAAGUCUCCUUCCCUAAAUAGCUCUCCUGUUCCCAAAUUCAACUCUCCCUUUCCCCGUGGACCUGUGACAACCACUGAUGUCUUCACUUCGUACUUUCUGGACUCUAGCGCUGCGAUCAUACGGAGCAUUCUGCCUGCUGAACCAUUUCGGCACUCUAUGCUAAGGUUCCACUCCCUUUCCCUUGGACCAAAGGGAUGGAAAUGUAUUCCUGGAGGCAGCCCUUCUGAACAAACUAGAGCCCCCGCUGCAUUUUCACUUGGCGGUAUAGAGAAGUCGGUGAUUUCAAAGCCUUGCUGCUGACGAUCUCCUGAGCCUCGACUGAGAGGCUGCUCGACUGUCACUUUGUAGCCUUGUCUGGCCUGGAAGUCAUCAGUGUAGACCAAGCUGGUACUGAAUUCAAGAAAUUCUCCUGCCUCAUAGUACUGGCAUACAAUACCACACUGAUUCCUCGAAUUUGUUGUAAGAACCUGAAGCCGUUUCCAUUCACCCUGGGAAAAAAGCAAAGUGCACAGGCUUACUUCUCAGAAGUCAGUGAAGACAGGUUGUCCACCUGGCCUCCAGCCAAGAUGAUGUUCAUAUUGCUGAAAGUGCUGACCACUCGCUGCAGGUAAUUAUUGGCUCCCACCUUACAGCAGUUAUAGCCAAAGACAAGGACCACGCGAAGCUCAGGGUUAUCCAGAAGACCUGCAGAGAAGUGAGAGAUAAGACAGCCUUAAAACACAACGAGCUGUUAGUUAUUCCUGCUGACUGACUGGCACCAGAGGUGCUGUGCAGCACUGAAGUUCCUGGUUUUCCAUUAAUAAAAACCUAAACGGCUAUUUGAAUAUAAUCCAGUCAACGCCUCACACAAGCAAGGACACAGUUGUAGACAGAACAGCAGCCUAGCGGACCAUGUGGGGUUGUUCCACAUUCCAAGUCCACAUGGGCCAGUGACCUAGAGUUUAUAACGUGCUCUAAAAGCAGCUCCACCACUAGCAGGCAGCAUGGCUCAAGGGACCGGUAGUGUCUCAUUCCCAGAGCUCCAAGCUUCCUUCCGAGUCUCUGGCAGCCUGUUUCACAGCAGUCAUUUGAAACCGAACAGUAUUACAACAGGUGGCUUCUGGGACAGGAAGAAAAUGCAGCCCCUAACUACACAGAUGUUUCCAUUUAACUCAGCCACAUGCCUUCCAUGGUGAUAAAAGGAAGGGUCCCUCAGCAAGACUGAAGCAGGCUAGAAGGAAAGGAGCCCCGCCGACCACAAUGCUCAGGCUUGAACAAUUAAGAAUCAAGACUCCCAGCACAUUAGCAUCUAACUCCAUGCUGGUGACCUAGAAUUCUGUCUUAUCAAAUGCCUGUCCUGCAUCCCAGCUUAACUUCUCAGCAAUCCUUUAGUGACAGCUUUUGUAAAGACAAUGACAUGUGACCUUUCUUCUGAGUAGCCCACAUCCACUCUCCCUAAAUAUCUCUCAACCCCCAUGCUGAAAUUUAUAUUAAAAACCUCCUUUAAUAAACUAACUAUGCUUUACACUAGCUCAUCCUGGAAUUCUUUUUUGUGCUGAAAUCUAGGAAACUUUAUCUUUAGGUCACAGCAUGGAGCUGCUGACAAGACAAUCAAUUACAAAUAAAACUUUAGACUCUGCCGCUGGAUCAGUUCUAACCCUCCACAUAGUAAACCUCAAGUUUGCACAGUUCUGAAGGGUCCUCCCUCGUACAGAUGAGUCGGGCACAUCGAGACCCUUUUCUUUUGUGGAACACAUUUUUCUGAGUAGGAAGAAGUCUGUGGAACAACAUUCAAGCCUAGUUUAGAAACGGGUGUCACUUCCAGGAUGUGAUCACUUGGGCCAAUGGCACGGCUAUUCAAGAGAAGUCAGUGUCAAGAGACACUGCAGAAGAUGUGCACCUGACACCAGCCUCUGCUCUCCACACAAAUGCACCUGCAACAUGCGUGCACAUGGAAAAAGGGAAAGUAGUCUCAACCAUCCUGGAAGCCAUCCUGAAGCUCAAGCCUGUUUUCUAAAUAAUCCCACUAUGGGGACAGAGUGCCUGCACCUGUCCAGCCUUCUACGGAGCCCACAUGCAGGGCUUCGAGCAUUAGCUGCCCACACCUUACUGCUCAGCUCCAUCCCUUCCACAGCCAGUCUUACUCUCCUGUUUACAGACAGUGUAAAAGCCAUUCUCAGUAUGUAUAUUCCAGCCUUUGAGCCACAAACCCAAACUUUCCCAUUUUUCUAUUGCUGGUCUUUAAGUUGGGACAAGCUUAACUUUUCCAAACCUAUUUCCUUGUCUGUAAAGUGAAACUAACCUGUAAAAGUUCAAGGACCCAACAGCUGAUUUGCAUAUUAGCAACAAGGAAACCUGACAGGCGGGGAAUUGAUUAUUACGUGACAUGUCUGCAUGCUAAUACAUCAUGGAGGUGUAUGUCCUCAGGCGAACUCAUCUACACACAGACGUGGAGUUAGCACUAAGUCUGAUGAGCACAGUGGUAGUUUUAGCCCAAUCAUCUACUUAACAGAGGGAGACGAUGAAGAAAAGCCUUCACACUGCUUUGCUGGAGUAGCCAGCUGCCUAUGUAUCAAGUAAGUUUCCCCAUCAAAGUCUGACACUAGACCUACUUCAAUUCGUCCACACUUGUUUUCUCAAACUUGGGAGCAAUCCUGACUUUAUUUCCUCACACUUCAAGUCCAUGCCUUCUCUUCCAGCACCAACCUUUUUCUUCUAAAAACUUGUAUAAUAAAUGGUUACUAGGGAUAUUUUUAAAUGUUAAGUUUUUCUGUUUUAAAUAACAAAAAUAAGGCAAAAUUAUUGCUAAAAGUCUACUGAAGAUCAAGAUUCAAAAUUCAGCUACAAUUAAAUGCAUGCAUGCACUCACGGAUCUUACAACUGUCUAUAAUUCUAGUUCCAGGGAAUCUAUGUCCUCGUCUGCUCUCCAUGGGCAGCAGACACACACAUAGUACAUAUACUUACAUACAUGCAAGUAAAAUACUCAUGCGCAAGCUUAGCAACAGAAUAUUUAUAUAAAAGGUAUUCGUCUCGGGUCAUCUAGGACUUCAUGGCAAUAAAACACUUUGAAAUGAAUUGGACCAAUCACCAGCCUUGUCAACAGUAGCCCAGCAGUCACUAGCUGGCCAGAAUUAAAACAGAUGAAGUUAAUCAACAAAUGGGCAAUUAAUAAAUAACAAUGCUGGGUAUGUGCCAUGUACCUGUGAAACCUCAGCACUCAGGAGGCAGAGGCAAGAAGAUUCUGAAAUCAAGGCCAGCCAGAAAUAUAUAGUGAG